This is a messenger RNA of Argentina anserina (silverweed cinquefoil), 1588 nucleotides long. Its product is annotated as AT-hook motif nuclear-localized protein 1-like. The record is from RefSeq and is a predicted model, not a curated record. NCBI's taxonomy places the organism in Eukaryota, Viridiplantae, Streptophyta, Magnoliopsida, Rosales, Rosaceae. Gene Ontology annotation, molecular function: minor groove of adenine-thymine-rich DNA binding. The transcript has 5 exons. Bases 144 to 1334 code for a protein of 396 amino acids.
CUUUAAUGGAGGGAAGUUUUGUCUAAAACUCACUUCCGACUUUAAAAGCCUUCUCUUCUUCUACUUCUGGCGCCAUUCAGAUUCACCUUUCCCUUUCAAACUCCCAACCUCUUCUGCUUCUUCGAUCUCUUCCUCCUUCUUUCAUGGAAGAAAAGGAAAGCACUUUUUCUGGCUCACUGGGCAACUCCGACACCGACUCACCCCCACCCAACUCCUUCAACCACACCCUUGACGUCUCGUCUCAGGUGGUCAACACGGCGGUCAACGUCAGCUCAGAAACCACACUGCUCGGUCCCCCACCACCCCCACCCCCACCUCCACCCCCAGCACCAGCACCAGCACCAGCACCAACAGUUACGACAGUUACAACAGCACAAGAACUAGUUGCACCAAACACAGGAGUUGUUGGAGUUCAAGGAAAUGUUGAGAAGAAGAAGAGAGGGAGACCCAGAAAGUACGAUGCUGAUGGGAACUUGAGGCCAGGCCAGACCCAUAACUCGGCUCACGUGACUCGCGUGCCGCCUUCGGCGCCGCCGGGGUUUUAUCUGUCGCCGGGUUCUCCCAAUCCUACUGAGUUUUCUAUAAAGAACGGAAGAGGAAGGCCGGCUGGAUCCGGAAACUGGCAGGUUCUUGCUUCUUUAGAAACAGCAGGUGGGGACUUCACACCUCAUGUGGUUACUGUUGGGACUGGAGAGGAUGUUGCAGGGAGAAUUCUUUCAUUUUCUGAAAAGGGUCCCAGAGGGAUUUGCAUUCUCUCUGCUAAUGGAGCUGUUUCAAAUGUCACCAUCCGCCAACCCGGUUCUACUGGCGGUAUUCUCACUUAUGAGGGCCGCUUUGAGUUGCUGUCAUUAUCGGGGUCGUUUACAGUCAUGGAGAUUGGUGGUGUACGAAGCAGGACUGGCGGCUUGAGUGUCUCAUUGGCUGGACCGGAUGGUCGUGUAAUCGGUGGUAGCAUAGCUGGUAUGCUAACAGCUGCGAGCCCUAUCCAAAUUGUGGUUGGAAGCUUUAUGCCGAAUGGUGGUAAGCCACAGAAGAGGCAUUAUCGUGAGAACGCAGUUGCUUCUCCAAUCUCAAGUGCACCAGAUACAGUUGCCGCAGCAACACCAAUAUCGCAAGCACAACCUGAAAUUGAGACCAGGUUUACCCCUGUAGUCCCUUUACCAGCACAAAGCCAUGGAGAAGCAGAUAAAGGAAUAAUCCAAAACCAGAACUUCAAUUACAUACCCAACAGUGCUGCCAUUCUCAUGCCUACUAAUGCUGGUUGGAAUGGAAUGGAGCUGAAGUCAGAGCAUAGGCCAUCUCCAGACAUUAAUCUAUCUGUUCAGGGUAAUUAGAGAGAUCACGGAAUUAUGGCACUCUGACAAUGUUUCCAGUCAGUCUUCUGCUCUUGUAUCUUUACUAAAAUAUGUUUGCAGCUUGAUGAUGUUUCACUACCCAGGAAGACAAAUUUAGAACAUCACACUAAUCUUUUUUUUUUACCAAAAUGUUGCACCGUGGAGAUUUAUUGACAGUUAAAUGUUAGGACAUUUUAGCAUUAGUUUGGGAAAAUUGUGACAAUUUUAAGGUAGAAAGUUUUAAGUCCAUUUCG